GCCAGCCUAGUCCCAGCUUUUCUCAGCCUCCUGGCACUACCCCUCACCCCUCUGGGUAGGGGUCCUUCAGGAAGGGUUAGGAAUUCUCCCUGAGCCAAACCUGACUGGAAGGGGGGGGUCCAACUUGUCUGUCCCCCCUUCUCCAGGGCACCCCUGAGUUGGCAAAUUGUUUCCUUUCUUUGCCUUGCUCUCCUCUCGGGGGUAUGUGGGGAGAGAAGCCUCCUGCUUGACAAGUGUCUGAGAGGGGGGUUGGUGGUCUGGGGUGCCCCUCCUGGGCAGGGGCAAGGGGAAUGCCAACUUUGGUUGGCAAAACUUUCAAGCCCCUAUUCCUUGGUUUCUUUGGUGGGGGUGCCAGUCUAGGACCUGUGCCCUGCUCCCACCCAGGCAGAAGCUGGGACAGGGCCAUGGGGCAGCCCUCCCUCAUCCCAUAUUUGAGUUUCAGAAAAUGAAAAAGCCACUUGGGGCUGGGAGAGCCCUUUGUGCUGCCUGGGAUCUGGUGGGGAUGCUGCUGCUUGCUGGAGCUGGUGGGCGUGUGGAAGGAGUGGGCUGGGGCACGUGGGGGACGGGUCCUCCUUGUCUGCUCUGCCAGCCGGCCCUCCCAGCCACCCUGACCCCACACUGCCUCCAACCCCAGGGAGUCGGAGAGCAGCACUUGUCCCUAGGCUGUCGCUGCUCCGGGGCUCUGUUUGUUUCUUGGGCUGACACGCUGUACUCCGUAUCUCAGGGUUCCAGGACAUUGGACAAGGUGAUCAGGCCCGUCUGGCUCCCACUGCCUCCCAUGCAGGUGGAACACCAGCUUGCCUUGGACCUGGCCCUUCUUACCAGCUGCUCCUCCUGUCCUGACCUGUCCUGGGGGUCAGCAGUGAGAGUCUGGGUCCAAGGCCCAGAGACCUGGCCCCGUGGGCCUGGCAGGCUGCACGCUGGGGUCACCAGAGUGGGCACUGGGGCUGUUCCCCCAGCCUCCGGCUCCCAGGGACCAGGGAGAAGGCUGCUGAGACUUCCCACCGGAGCAGGCUGGUCAGCGCGGCAGGAGGAGGGGGCCAGCCACGUACCGGCCAAAGUGGCGGAGAACCAGGUGGGCCCAGCUGGAUCCUUCCCAGGGACCUGCUCCCAGCACCCAGGAGAAGCCCAAUAAACCUUCGUGAAAUGAGUG
Messenger RNA from Mustela erminea (ermine), 1153 nucleotides. RefSeq lists its product as uncharacterized. Lineage: Eukaryota; Metazoa; Chordata; Mammalia; Carnivora; Mustelidae. The record is from RefSeq and is a predicted model, not a curated record.